Bicyclus anynana (squinting bush brown) is the source of this 5579-nucleotide messenger RNA. RefSeq names its product ras-specific guanine nucleotide-releasing factor RalGPS1 (gene RalGPS). Gene Ontology annotation, molecular function: guanyl-nucleotide exchange factor activity. The coding region runs from base 269 to 2059 and encodes 596 amino acids. The transcript has 13 exons. Gene Ontology annotation, cellular component: plasma membrane. NCBI's taxonomy places the organism in Eukaryota, Metazoa, Arthropoda, Insecta, Lepidoptera, Nymphalidae. Gene Ontology annotation, biological process: Ras protein signal transduction; positive regulation of GTPase activity. The record is from RefSeq and is a predicted model, not a curated record.
GUCAUUGUCAUGUCACAUCAUUUUAUGCUGUCAAUGUCAUUGGGAUAGGUGCAGAAUUUUCGAGUUUCAUUCUAUGAUUAUAGAUAAAUAAUUAACUUUUAUUUUUCCUUUCAUACUAUUGCCUAUUUACUAAUGAUACGUGCCCUAGUGUUGGUGAUUUCGAAAAGUAUAUACUUAAAUGCGAUUGAGGUUGUUUAUUGAUCAUAAUCUGGGCAUUAAUUAUAAUCUAUUGUGAUAGAAGUAUGUGCCAUAAUUACAUGAGACAGAAAUGCCACGGGACAUUUUGAGUGAUAGCUUGGCUGUACUUAGGAUUGUUGAGCAUGAAGACGAAGAGAACUGGCCAUUAGAAGACAAAGCAUCCUGCAAACUGAACAGCAAAAAAGUAACAAAUUCUACACCCAAAGACAAUGGUCAAAAAUUUCCUAAAGAUGAUUGUGCUUGCUAUUACAACUAUGGUCUCGAUGGCUCCGCAAACCGUCAAAACGAUCCCGUAUACCAGUACAAAACCAGUAGUCUGCCCGCCGCCUCAUCUAUCAACCAAUCCUGGGAUAACAUUGUCUGUUCACCCUUACGGAUAGCACCCGAGGAUAUUGCCAACCAGUUGUCGCUCCUAGACCUGCCAUGUUUUAAGUCAAUACGACCAGAGGAGCUCUAUACGUGCGGAUGGACGAAGGCUAAUAAGCUCACUGUUGCGCCAAAUGUUGUGGCUUUCACUAAAAGAUUUAAUAGGGUGAGCUUUUGGACAGUACAAGAAAUACUCAAUGGACAGACGCCUAAGGCCCGAGGGGAAACUUUAGCCCAUUUCAUAAAAGUAGCUAAGAAAUUAUAUGAGCUUAACAAUCUUCACUCGCUCUUCGCAGUUAUCUCAGCUUUACAUAGUGCCAGUAUAUACAGGUUGUCAAAAACGUGGGCUUGCCUGUCAAAGAAGGACAGACAACAGUUCGACAAACUAGCAGAGUUAUUCGGCGAGAAAGACAACUGGACAGCAUUACGCGAGUACAUGAGAUCUAUUUCAUUGCCUUGCAUACCUUAUCUUGGUAUAUUCCUCACAGACCUGGUGUACAUAGACAUGGCUCACCCAGCCGGUUCACCUCAUCGCACCGCAAAGAUGGCGGUGGUAUUGAAAGCCCUAGAGCGUUAUCAAACUUCCGAAUAUGAAAUCGCGCCCGUUCCCCACGUCGCCGUUUAUCUCAACAGCGUACGUUAUAUUGAAGAACUUCAGAAGUUCCUGGAAGAUGAUCAGUAUAAGUUGUCACUAAAACUGGAGCCGCCCUCACCGACAGGAAGUUGCGCAGGAUCCAAGGAAUCUGUUAAGGAUUCCUCAGCCCAGGGCACUGGUACCUCGUUCUCGCUGUCACCUUCGCAUCGCUUGGAUUCAGGGUCACUCCGUCUCCAAGGGUCCUUUACACAGACCAAAUUUAUACCCACGCACCGAAAAUGUCGCUCACUUGGAUCCAAGUUUCGAAGCGCGAGCUUACCAAGAAAUUUUCACAAGGUCAAUUUUGGUGUGGGUAUAUUUGGGAAAAGUCACAGCGAAGACAAAGAUGGGAAGACGCCGGCAGGUUCCGUGAAUUUGUUGGACGACACCCUGCUGGAGUCCCCAGUCUCUGUUGCCGGUGCUAAGAUGUCCCAGUCUUUGCCUUACAGCGAUGUACUGUCAGUUAUAGAACCAGUGGAGUGUGAUUUCCAAAGUUACGUGAGAAGAAAAACUAUAAUAAAGGACGGCAGGAAGAUAUCGCUCUCGUCUUGGCAGCGUUAUUGGUUGCAGAUGUCUUCGAAUAUCCUCAUUUUCUAUGGAUCGAAGACAUUCAAAGGGACAAGUCGAGGCGACUUCAGCAAAGACCGGUGCAAGGUGCUAGCUCUACACGACGGUUGGCGCGCCGUGUGGCUCCAAACGGACGCCUCAGACGCGUUCCAGAUGAUCGACCACCGCUGUGGGACCGUUUACAAGUUCAAGACUGGGUGCGAGGCCACAGCGAAACAGUGGACGGCGAAGAUAAAUGACGUCACUAUAAAAAUGGUCAAACCACUGCCCGCCAAUCUCAUGUCGUUCGAAUAACUCAUAGAAUCUAUUGUACUAUGUACGUAACGAGUGAUCUGAUAUUAUAUGUAUGCAUGCAUGUUUAACUUUAUUAUCUGAAUUAAAAUAAAUUUAAGCAUAUCUUAAUGCUGUCAAUUACACAGGUCUGCAUUUUUUUUCAUAGUUUUUCGAGUUAUUUGUAAAUUAUUUUUAAUAUUUACGAGCGUUCCCUGCGUAGUCUAUGUAUAAAUGCAAGAUGUGAUCGUUUUGAAAUGUUAUUCAUAGACGCUCAUGUGCUGACAAGAACACUGUGUCAAAGUGUGCGUACAGAUUAAAAUAAUUUACCUUUACCGUUUAAAAGUAUCAUUGAAUACAAAAAAUUUAAAAUGUUUUUAACUGACAGGUUAAAAUAAUUAAAAUAUACGUACGUAUACCGUGUUCCUUAUAUAUUUCACCGUUAAAUUGUAAAAUACGUUAGUUUAUAAUCUCACUCGCGAUAUUGUAAUCUGUCGAUAUAUUGUGAAAUUAACAUACUGAUUACAAUUUAACGUGUUAUUUUUCGGUAUACUUUAACGAAGUGAAUCGUUUUUUUUCAUUUUUCAUUUUCAUAUCGAAGUGAAACCGUUGAUUUGCAAUCUUAAAACGUUAUCUGUCUCAACUUGCCCCUGAUUGGUCGGCCUGUGUCCAUAGACCGUUCUGUUUCCAUAGAGUUAGAAAUGAAACAUUUGUCCAUUGUAAUUUUUUACUAUUUUUAUUUUUGUAACUCUAUGGUAAAUUCAUCCUGAUUGACAAUUUAACGGUUUCAUUUCGAUAGAUUAUAAUAUACCGAAAAAAAACACUUUAAAUUGUAAUCAGUAUGUUCAGUUCACAAUAUAUCGACAGAUUACAAUAUCGCGAAUGAGAUUAUAAAGUAACGUAUUUUACAAUUUAACGGUAACAUAUAUACGCGUAGAGUUCAAAAAAACUUUACAGUCGCAGACUUGUGUAAUAGGUUAAAUUUUUGCUGAAGAGGCUUGUGUGCUGUUUUCUAUAGGAAGUGCGAAUAUUAUAUAAUAAGUAUCAUUAUUGUACAACACGGAAACUUCGAACAGAACAAAACAUUGUAAGCUUACAAUGAACUCACGUAUAUAAUUCUCAUAGAAUAACAUAAAGGUGUUCGAAGAUUUUGUAUGGGCGGUGGCCUAUGACCAGCAACAACUUUGUGUUUUUUUUUAAAUUGCUAUAGCAUGUUGAGUCCUUUAUAAAUCGAUAGAGUGUAUAAUAGUAGAUUAUGAAACGUUUGCAUAAUGAGUGUCAUUGAAGCACUAGAGGCACGAGAGUUUUGUAGAAACAUAUUUAAUUUUUUUUUGAAACUAUAUAAUUCUUAUUAUAAAUAUGUUUAUAAAUCUUAAUUUUACAUAUAUUACCUUUUUAAGAACACAUGAAUAUAUACUGAUUUCGUAAUAAGUUAUUAUAACUUUAACACUAAAAAUAAUCAAAUUACCUAUUUUUCUAUAUUUUUACUUCUACAGCACAAUGAUGUAUUAUUGUUAAAUCGUCUAAGAAUACUCUUUCCAUUUAUAUAGGUCUUAAACUGCGACAUAAUUUCCGUAAAAUUACCAAUGAUCGGCCAUAUUCUCAUACUAAUCUUCGAACACCUUUAUGGAAAAAUAUAUCUCUAUUGUUAUAAAUUAAAGUUUGUAUGUUUAUCCUUAUGUGUUCCUAAAACAUUCAUCUCAAUGCGAUGAAUUUGGUAAACUGUUUUGCGAAGAUCCCUUGGCACUAAAAAAGGGAUAUGUUCCUUUUUUUCAGGUACAGCUAGUAUGUUAUAAUUAUAAUAGUUAUAUUAUGUAAUGUAAUAAUUACAAAAAGUUUAAAUUAACUUUAAACGAUUUUGAAUAAAACAUUUUGUUUAUAAUUAAAACAUUAUUCAUUGUGAUAUUUUGGUGUCACCAUAUGUUACUUGAAUUAUAAUUUUGAAAUGAGCCAUUAUCGUAAAAAAAAAUUAAUCACUUCUCAAAUUUCUUGCCUUGCCAUGUUUUGGAAAAUAAUACUCAAUUUAAAGGGUAUUAUAAAGUUGUACUCUUAAUGAUCUCGGCAUCAAUAUCAAAAAUGGCUAAGUCAUUAUAUCUUAAUUAGUAAUUUAAGGUAAAGCCACAUUUUUUUGUUUUUGUUAUCACAUUUUAUAUCGGUGGCUAUUCGUGUGUGCUUAAUUUGUACAAUGCACAUGUAACUUAACUGUCUCGACAACUAAGAGUCUCAUUGUCAUUAAUAAGUUAUAGUUAUUAUAUAAAUUGGUGUUUCAAGAAUUAAGUUUACGUUUUUCGUUUUAGAAGUUUCAAGUUUUACUACACGAAUAGGCGCCGAUACACUAUCGCCACACUAUUUAAUAUAUUAUUACUAACCCAAAAAUUAUAGAUAUCCCCUGCAGCAUACAAUUAUAAUAGUUUUUACCUUAAUGAUGUUGCAAUAGUUUUCUAUUAUAUUUGAAUAUAGUUGAGAGAUUUUUUGUUUAAACUUCUAAAAAAUUUACGAACGUCUCUUGUCCACAAGGUUUAGCCCAGUUCAUGAACAAAUAAAUAUGAAAGUUUUGAAAAUAAUUACCGCAUUAAUUUAAUGUAACUAUCGGUGUACUAUCGGGUAAGUUUCACUUGUAGGUUCACUAAAUAAGAUUGGUUCACUUUGUAAUUUAGCCAUAACUGUCUUCAACGAUUUAGAUCUUCAAACCCCUGACGUGAAUUACUACUUUUAUUUAUAUUUGUAAUGUGAUUUUGUUGUUGACCCAAACAAAAAGUUAUGCGCGAACACGCAGAUUAAAAAAAAUAGACGGUCGAAUUGAGAAACCUCAUCCUUUUUUUGAAGUCUGUUAAAAAUACCUUGAAAUGAAAAUACCUCACAAGGUAUUUUUGUUUGGGUCGGUGGUCACCUAUUUCGGUGUAUACAAUCGGAUGUGGAACAUAUUCUACCUCCGAUUGAUGCACCGAAAUAGGCGUAUCCAAACUGGACUGAAACAUUAAUGCGAUCAAAAAUAAUUUAACUAUAUCUUGUGUGACGUCAUUGCAUAAAUAGUCUCAACGUAUAUAUCGAUUCUCGUAGCUUACAUUCUGAAAAUAUACAUUAUAUUAUUUUGUUUACAUCUGAAAACCCAGAAAUAUUAAUGAACCGCGAACAAAUCAUCUUAUGGCCUAAGAUUGUCAAAAAUUUUAGGUUAGUAACAAUAGACAAUUUAAAAAAAAAUCUGUCUUCUGUUUCUUACUUGACAAUGUACUCUUACAGAAUUUAUUAGUUAGUUUUGUUUGCAAUUAUUAUUAUUUAGAGCGUGUCGGGGAUUGUUCAUUAUUAUUUUUUUACUUUUUUACAUUUGUGCUUGCUUUAUUUUAGGUGUAACAAAGCUCGAAUCCACCGACGUACUAACAGAUUUUUUUGUUUUUUUUUUCUAAAAAUAGUUAACUGUUAAGACCAUACUGUUGUACGUAUGCGUGUACCUACUUUUAGUUGUAGGUAAUAGUAUCUUAAGGGAAUUUGUUAUUUUUAUUAUUAAGUAACAAACUAUACUCAAUAAAAUAUCUUUUGACCGAUG